Carcharodon carcharias (great white shark) is the source of this 528-nucleotide messenger RNA. RefSeq names its product gamma-crystallin M2-like. Bases 1 to 528 code for a protein of 175 amino acids. Gene Ontology annotation, biological process: visual perception; lens development in camera-type eye. The record is from RefSeq and is a predicted model, not a curated record. The transcript has 3 exons. Gene Ontology annotation, molecular function: structural constituent of eye lens. NCBI's taxonomy places the organism in Eukaryota, Metazoa, Chordata, Chondrichthyes, Lamniformes, Lamnidae.
AUGGGGAAGAUCAUUUUCUACGAGGACAGAGACUUCCAAGGUCGUCACUUUGAAUGUACCAGUGACACCCCGGACUUGCAGACUUAUUUCAGCUGCUGCCGCUCCAUCCACGUGGAGAGUGGUGUCUGGGUGAUCUACGAGCGCCCCAACUACUUGGGGUACAUGUACGUCUUAAGGAGGGGGGAGUACCCAGAUUACCACCGUUGGAUGGGCUUCAAUGACAAUGUCAGGUCUUGUCGCAUGGUCCGGCAGCCAACCGGAGGCUUCUACAGGAUAAGGGUCUACGAGAGACCGGAUUUUGGGGGUCAAAUGAUGGAAUUCACGGACGACUGCCCCAACGUCUAUGAUCGCUUCCGGCACCGUGAGAUCUACUCCUGCAACGUGCUGGACGGAGCCUGGGUCUUCUACGAGCUGCCCAACUACAGAGGGAGGCAGUACCUGCUGGAGCUGAGGGAGUACAGGAGGUACAGUGACUGGGCUGCCAUCUCUCCCAUGGUUGGCUCAUUCCGUCGCAUCGUGGACUACUGA